This is a messenger RNA of Penicillium cinerascens, 1002 nucleotides long. RefSeq lists its product as uncharacterized. The record is from RefSeq and is a predicted model, not a curated record. Gene Ontology annotation, cellular component: NatA complex. Gene Ontology annotation, molecular function: acyltransferase activity, transferring groups other than amino-acyl groups. Lineage: Eukaryota; Fungi; Ascomycota; Eurotiomycetes; Eurotiales; Aspergillaceae. The coding region runs from base 1 to 1002 and encodes 333 amino acids. Gene Ontology annotation, biological process: mitotic sister chromatid cohesion. The transcript has a single exon.
AUGGCUUACCAGUUCUUUGCUAAAGGCAGACCGUCUGGUCCUUCUGCUAAUCCUACUCCUGUCGCCUCUCCUCCUCCAUAUCGCAGAAGUCCUUCUAUUCAUCCACCGCCAGUUCAGCCGCCUCCUGCUGCCAGGAAGACCAGAUCAAAUCAGGCAACCCAGGACGAGUACACGCCCUAUCCGCAUGUCAUUCUCGCGGGCUAUGCUACUCCUCACCCGCAUGUCACGGUAGAAACGGUUGGUACCGGGCAUAUACCAUCUCUGGCGCGCAUUACUGGGCUUCUCCUCCCAAUCCGCUACCCAACCUCCUUCUAUACAGCCACUAUCACGGACCCUGUCAUCGCGUCUCUAUCACGCGUCGCGAUCUAUCAUGACCACCCAGUCGCCGUUGUACCCGAGUCCGGUGCCUCCGCUGGGACAGAUAAAGUGAUCGGGGGUAUUCGCUGCAGGUUGGAGGGACCGCAUCCGACACAAGAAACACAAGACCAGGCGACAAAUCUCUACAUUCAGACUCUCCACCUCCUCUCGCCCUACCGUGGCCAAGGCGUGGCUGCAGCGCUACUGAACGCGCUGCUGUAUAAAACACCGCCAACGAAUGAAGCAUGCGGUCACGUCUCUGAGUUAGUUAACCACUACAAUAUUCGGACUGUGACGGCGCACGUCCACGAAGCGAAUGACGAAGCUCUCGCGUGGUAUCUUGCGCGCGGGUUUACGAUUCAAGAUGGUGUCGUGGAAGGAUACUAUCGGCGACUGAAGCCCUCUGGGGCGAGGAUCGUACGGCUGGAUCUGCCCUAUGAUGAUGCACAGAAGAGUCUUGACCGAGAUGAGCUCAAGGGGUGUCCAAAAAGCUCACCCCAAGAUGAAGAUUGGGAGAAGGUCGAAGCAGAAGAUGGAGAAGAGGGUGACCAUGGUGUUCAGCUUCUGGGUGACUCGCAAGAGGAAACCCCCUCAAGGAAGCGCAAGGCCGAGGACGAGAAGGGGAAUCAUCCGCAGCGCCGGUGA